AUGGCGGGUGAUGAACAGGCGCACAAGGUGCAUCGCGCCACAAAAGAGAAGAAGAAGCACGAUACAUCACAACCCAACCCAAAAGCAUUCGCAUUCGCCGCUCCCGGCCGACUCGCCAAGCAGGCCGCCCGCUCGCACGAUGUCAAAGAGAAGCGACUUCACGUUCCCUUGGUCGAUCGAUUGCCAGAGGAGGCACCUCCCUUGGUCGUCGGAGUUGUGGGACCGCCCGGCGUGGGAAAGACGACGUUGAUCAAGAGCUUGAUUCGCCGAUAUACCAAGACGGCCGUGACACAACCCGCAGGUCCCAUUACCAUCGUUACCAGCAAGAAGCGUCGGUUGACCUUUAUCGAAGGCCCUAGCGACAGUCUGGCUUCUGCAAUCGACAUGGCCAAAGUUGUGGAUAUUGUGCUGCUGAUGAUCGACGGAAAUUAUGGGUUCGAGAUGGAGACCAUGGAGUUCCUAAACGUAUUGUCCAGUACCGGUAUGCCUGGCAAUGUCUUCGGCAUUCUCACCCAUCUUGAUCUAUUCCGCAAGCAGGAUACGCUCAAGGCACAGAAGAAACGCCUCAAGCAUCGCUUUUGGUCCGAGUUGUACCAGGGUGCGAAGCUCUUCUACCUGUCGGGUGUGAUCAACGGCCGAUAUCCUGAUCGCGAGGUUCUAAACUUGUCGCGCUUCUUGAGUGUCAUGAAGAACCCGCGCCCACUGGUCUGGCGUAAUUCCCAUCCCUACGCUCUGGCUGAUCGCAUGCUGGACAUUACCCCGCCGACUGAGAUUGAGGCUGAUCCCAAGUGCGACCGUACUGUAGCGUUGUAUGGAUAUCUCCGCGGCACCAAUUUCCCCUCCAACGACGCUCGGGUACACAUUCCUGGCAUUGGUGAUUUGACGGUGGAUAGGGUGGAAUCUCUACCAGAUCCGUGCCCAACGCCUCAGUUCUUGCAAAAUCAGGAGAAGGCGGAGGGCUCGAAGAAGAGGCGGAGACUAGGCGAGAAGCAGAAGCUCAUUUAUGCACCCAUGAGCGAUGUGGGUGGCGUCCUGGUAGACAAAGAUGCGGUCUACAUCGACAUCAAGAGCAACACCUUCGAUCGGGAUGACGAGGAUGAUGAGGAGAGGGAGGAGCGCGGUCUCGGCGAGCAAAUGGUUGUGGGGCUACAGGACGAGCGAAGGUUGCUAGGAGAGGAUGACCAAGGUAUAUCGCUCUUCAACCGAGGUGAACGUCUGAAGCAGCUGGACGACGGUGAUGCCGAGGAUACUGGAAGGAGAAGUGCCCGAAAGCCGACAGCAAUUGUAAGGGAUGAUGAUGAUGAAGGGGAAGAAGAGGACGAAGGCUUUGUCAGUGGCGAUACGGAUGAUGAGGCAGAUUUGGAAGCUUUGCAGCAGGAGCCGGAGAAGCUGUCGAAGUCCCGAAAGGGCAAGGAAAAGGAUAAAGAAGUUGAGGGGGACGUGGAAUUCGCCGACUCAGAUAGCGAUCUCGGGUCUCUGUCCUCUGUGUCUGAUCAGGAACUGGAAGACGAUUCCGAWUUGGAAGACGAGGAGGAAGACGAGGAGGAAGACGAAGACGAAGACGGUGAUUCCCGCUGGAAGAGCAAUCUUGCAGAACGGGCUCUAGCGUUGCAUGGAAAGCAACAGCCUUACCGGAUUGCGGAACUGGCCAAAAUGAUGUAUGAUGAGAUGUUGUCAACAGCCGAGAUCGUGAAGAAGUGGCGAGGCGAGGAUGACGAAGAAGCUGAGCAAGAUGGAGAGGACGAGGAAGAAUUCUUCAAGCGAAGAGUUCCUAAUGUCGAUGAACUAGAGGAGGAUCGCCUAAUCCCCACAUACGACUACGAGGAGUUACAACAGAAGUGGACCGACGAGGAAAAUAUGCAGGACCUUCGCAAACGCUUCGCCAACACUCGAGGAUCAGGAGCCAACGCCGAAGACACCGGAUCAGGUGAUGAUGAGUUUGAAGGUCUGGACGAUGAUGAGUCCGAGGGCGAUGGUGACUUUGAGGAUCUCGAGGCCGAGGAGAACGAGGAUGAAGGAGAGGCAACCAUCGAAUCAGAGCGCGAGAAGAACGCUCGCAAGAAAGAAGAACUCAAACAGCGCUUCGAAGAAGAAGACCGCGAAGGCUUCCUCAAUCCGAAGAACACGAAUCGGGACGCUGACGGUCAAGCAGCCGAGAAGGAGUACGGCGAAGACGAAUGGUACGACUCCCAGAAAGCGCUCCUCGCAAAGCAACAAGAAAUCAAUCGAAAAGAGUUUGAAGCUCUAGACGAGGCCUCGCGUGUGCGAGCAGAAGGUUACCGUGCAGGCACCUACGCGCGACUCAUAUUGACCUCCGUUCCAUAUGAGUUCACGGCCAAUUUCGACGCCCGGUACCCACUUCUUAUCGGUGGUCUCCAACCUACGGAGGAGCGCAUGGGCUUUGUCCAAGUGCGCAUCAAGCGCCAUCGCUGGCAUAAGAAGAUUCUCAAGACCAACGACCCCUUGAUCUUCUCUCUAGGCUGGCGGAGGUUCCAAACAACUCCCGUAUAUUCGAUAUCGGACUCCCGAAUCCGGAAUCGUAUGCUCAAAUACACCCCAGAGCACAUGCAUUGUUUCGGAACAUUUUAUGGACCUUUGGCGGCGCCCAAUACAGGAUUCUGUUGUGUUCAAAGCUUCAGCAACAAGAACCCGGGAUUCCGUAUCGCCGCUACUGGCGUUGUGCUAAACGUGGACGAAAGCGUGGAGAUAGUCAAGAAACUCAAACUCACGGGACACCCAUACAAGAUCUUCAAGAACACAGCCUUCAUCAAAGACAUGUUCGGCUCCGCACUUGAGAUCGCCAAGUUUGAAGGUGCGAGCAUCAAGACCGUCAGUGGUGUGAGGGGACAGAUCAAGAAAGCUCUAUCGAAACCCGAGGGCUGCUUUCGUGCGACUUUUGAAGACAAGGUACUGAUGUCUGACAUCGUCUUCUUGCGAGCGUGGUACCCUAUCCGACCCCACAGAUUCUACAAUCCCGUCACCGAACUCCUUGAUCGAAAGAAGGAGGACAAUGACGGCGCGGACAACAGCUGGGAGGGCAUGAGGCUCACAGGAGUCGUUCGUGCAGCUCAGAACAUUCCCACGCCCAAGGACAAGAACUCUGCUUACCGACCUAUCGAGCGCCAGGAGCGGCACUUUAACCCUCUACGGGUGCCGAGGAAGCUACAGGCUGAUCUUCCUUUCAAGAGCCAGAUUACACGCAUGGCGCCUGUGAAGAAGGAGGGCUAUGUAGUGAAGCGCGCAGUCGUGGUCGGUGGAGAGGAGAAGGUCGCCAGGAGACUGAUGCAGCAGAUUGGAGCGCUGAGGAAGGAGAAGGUUGAGAAGAGGAGAGCCAAGCAGGAGGAGAGAAGACAGCCGUACAGAGCAAAGGUUGCCGAGAAUUUGGAGAAGAGGAGUGAGAGGGAGAAGAAGGAGCGCGACGAGUUCUGGAAGAAGGAGGGCAGGAAGAGGAAAGGCUGGGGAGAGGAGGGGGCCGCAGGGGGUGCUGGAGGCGGGAAACGAAGGAAAAGAUAG
Molecule: messenger RNA, 3513 nt
Organism: Ramularia collo-cygni
Lineage: Eukaryota; Fungi; Ascomycota; Dothideomycetes; Mycosphaerellales; Mycosphaerellaceae
Product: probable ribosome biogenesis protein (Bms1)
Exons: 1
Coding region: 1-3513 (1170 amino acids)
Biological process (GO): maturation of SSU-rRNA from tricistronic rRNA transcript (SSU-rRNA, 5.8S rRNA, LSU-rRNA); ribosome biogenesis; endonucleolytic cleavage of tricistronic rRNA transcript (SSU-rRNA, 5.8S rRNA, LSU-rRNA)
Cellular component (GO): 90S preribosome; nucleus
Molecular function (GO): GTPase activity; GTP binding; U3 snoRNA binding
Source: RefSeq, a predicted model, not a curated record